This is a messenger RNA of Cryptomeria japonica (Japanese cedar), 1413 nucleotides long. RefSeq names its product reticulon-like protein B12. Bases 448 to 1122 code for a protein of 224 amino acids. The record is from RefSeq and is a predicted model, not a curated record. The transcript is spliced from 5 exons. Lineage: Eukaryota; Viridiplantae; Streptophyta; Pinopsida; Cupressales; Cupressaceae.
AAAACCCAUCAGAUCAGAACAGCACCAACCUUGCUUUCAUCUUUCCAAAUUCAAUAUCAUUAUUCCCCCGUCCUUUAUUUUCCGUUUUAUGGAAGUCAGAAUUUCAAGCAAUAUUAAAAAAAUUGAGAAAGAAACGGAAAGCAAAGUAAAACAAACCGAAAGCCUUACUGUUGAAAAGGAUAAAAAUCACAAUGUUCAAAGUCAGGCAGUUGCAGUUUUGAAUCGAUCUACGAGCAUAAAAUUGGUUUUUCAUUCAAGAAUAGAACAUAAUAUAUACGUAGAUCUCCAUCCCAAGUUACCCACUUGAUCGCAAUUCAUCGAUCCGUAAGGGAGAUUCAUCCUGUGUUCCAUUUCAGUCGCAUACAGAACUGGGGGAAUAAUCUGAUCAGAUUCUGAGAAACUUGGUGAUAGAUUCAAGUUUCAAAGUAUAUUUUUGAAAGUACUUUAAUGGCUGAGAAAUCUGCCAAUUCCUGGGCUUCUGAUAGGGAUUUUGCUCGGCUCUUCAACAGACCAAGUAUUCAUGAUGUUCUGGGUGGAGGAAUAGUGGCGGAUGUGCUGUUAUGGAGGCGAAGGAAUGUAUCCAUAGGUAUCCUUGUGGGCGCAGCAGCAGCCUGGAUAUUGUUUGAGCAAUCAGGAUAUACUUUCUUGUCACUCGCAGCCAACGUGCUUUUUCUUUUGGUGACAGUCCUAUUUGUUUGGGCAACAGCGGCAGCUCUCAUAGGCAGGCCGCCGCCUCCUUUGCCUGAAUUAGAAUUAUCAGAAGAAUUGGUGAACGAAACAGCCAGUUCAAUACGUGAACAGGUCAACUUUUUAUUCAGAGUUGCAAAUGAUAUUGCUCUUGGGAAAGAUCCCAAACUCUUCUUCAAGGUGGCUGCUUGCUUGUGGCUUAUCUCAACCAUUGGUGGUUGGUUUGAUUUCCUUACACUUGGCUAUAUAAGUCUUGUUACAUUCCUCACAGUUCCUGCCUUAUAUGAGAAGUACGAAGACCAUGUGGAAAGAUAUGCGAACAUUGCGUUGAAGCAACUGACAAAGCUUUACUUGAGAAUCAACGGACAAGUUUCAUAUAUCAUCAGCAGGAUACCUAAGAAAUACAAAUACUUCAAAGGAAGGAAGAUACUGUAGAUGAUUAGUUUGUUUGCAUUGAAUGAAGAACCUGUAAUGCUUCCCCUGUUCAUCAGGGGAGUGAAGGUGGUUUGCCCAGGAGGGUAAAGUUGAGACAUUUGUUGUUGUUUUUUAUGUCAAUGAGGAAUCCAAGGCAAUUUUUCAGAUUCCUGCCUUCCUGUUUGGUCUUCCUUGUUGGACCCCAACAUUAUUUUGGACCUCCUUUUUAUAACGUUUGAGUGGGUUAUUGCAAAUUUUGAUGAAAACAGCUUUGAAUUCAUUUUUUUUUAUUUACUGAUUUAUUGGGAUUCA